AGAGAGAGAGAGAGAGAGAGAGAGAGAGGAGGGGUUAUAAUAAGAUGCUUAAUUUUGGAAUCAGCUGAGAAGUUGGUGGGUGACAAGAGAAAUGCCUCCAUUUUGUUUCUGGUGAGGAGUAGCAUUGGUUGUGGUAUAUGACUCUUCUAUUUAUUUACUAUAAUUUUUCUUUUUCAAAAAAAGAAAGGAGAGAUAGGAAAAAGGGAGGAGGCAGGGCGCCGUCUUUCUUUUGAUCUUUCCUCUACUUCUCCUCCUUUUAGCCUUUUUCUUUUUUUCUUAAUUGAAUAGUUAAUGAAAAUUAUUGUUCUCCUCUCUCUCUCUCUCUCUCUCUCUCUCUCUCUCCCUUCUCAUCUCCUUUUCUUUGGUUCUUCCCCCUUUGCUUUCUCUUCACUGUUCCAUCUCCUAGGUUUUGCCCCAUCCCACCUGUUCUUUGUAUUUAGGGGGAAAAAUAAAAAGGAAAAUAAAAGGGAAGAAGAAGAAAAAAAAAGAAAGAAAGAAAUUUAAUUAGGGCAAGUUUAUGGAUCCGGUAACAGCAUCAACACAUGGCCAUCAUCUUCCCCCAUUAUUCCAAGACUUUCACCACCACCACCUCCACCCUCAGCUCAAAUCCGACGACGACCUGCGCAGCCGCGGCAAGAAGCGCGACUACGACGACGACGACGACGACAACGCCAACGACAGCAGCAACAACAACAACAACAACAACAACAACAGCGGCGGCGACGGCGACGGCAAUAAUAAUAAUAAUAAUAAUAAUAGUAACGAUGUGAACCGGAGGCCGCGGGGACGCCCGGCGGGGUCGAAGAACAAGGCGAAGCCGCCGAUCGUGAUCACGCGGGACAGCGCCAACGCGCUGCGGACGCACGUGAUGGAGGUGGCGGGCGGGUGCGACGUCGCGGAGAGCGUGGCGGCCUUCGCGCGGCGGCGGCAGCGCGGCGUCUGCGUUCUCAGCGGCGUCGGCACCGUCACCAACGUCGCGCUGCGGCAGCCCCCGGCCUCCGCCGCCGCCGCAGCCGCAGCAGCGUCGUCGCAGAGCGGCGCCGUGCUGAACCUGCACGGCCACUUCGAAAUUCUCUCCCUCUCCGGAUCCUUCCUCCCCCCGCCGGCCCCGCCGGAGGCCACCGGGCUCACCGUCUACCUCUCCGGCGGCCAGGGUCAGGUCGUCGGGGGGAGCGUCGUCGGGUCGCUCAUCGCGUCUGGACCCGUGAUCAUAAUGGCCGCGUCCUUCGCCAACGCCGCCUACGAGCGCCUGCCGCUCGAGGAGGACGACCAGCCGCCAUCCGCCGCCGCCGCCGCCGCCGCGAUGAACGCAUUCCACGGGCUCCCGCAGAACCUCCUCGGCGGAAGUGUGCCGGUGCCGUCGGAGCCCUACGGUUGGGGCGGCGGCCGACGGAUUCAGUCUUGA
Ananas comosus (pineapple) is the source of this 1405-nucleotide messenger RNA. RefSeq names its product AT-hook motif nuclear-localized protein 22-like. The transcript has 2 exons. Gene Ontology annotation, molecular function: DNA-binding transcription factor activity; minor groove of adenine-thymine-rich DNA binding. Gene Ontology annotation, biological process: vegetative to reproductive phase transition of meristem. Gene Ontology annotation, cellular component: nucleus. The record is from RefSeq and is a predicted model, not a curated record. NCBI's taxonomy places the organism in Eukaryota, Viridiplantae, Streptophyta, Magnoliopsida, Poales, Bromeliaceae. Bases 518 to 1405 code for a protein of 295 amino acids.